Ixodes scapularis (black-legged tick) is the source of this 1257-nucleotide messenger RNA. Its product is annotated as maspardin. NCBI's taxonomy places the organism in Eukaryota, Metazoa, Arthropoda, Arachnida, Ixodida, Ixodidae. The record is from RefSeq and is a predicted model, not a curated record. Bases 221 to 1156 code for a protein of 311 amino acids. The transcript has 8 exons.
UGACGGAGGAGUGGAGGAUUGGCGAGGAGGGGGAGGGCGAAGUUGCGUUCCUGAUGUAGUGGUGAUGCCGAAAAACCGAAAAGCUGCAAGCUUAGUCAGAGAUUAGUUGGCACAUAUAUCAGCUAACAGCGGUAGCGGCGUUAAGGAAUUGAUACUGCCAAACUAGCCAAAGCUUCCCAACCUCCCACUCUAGUCGUACAAGCCUUGAUGCCUUGCAACUAUGAACCCAGAACGUGUGUUACACCUGCUCAGCAAUAAACCAGCCAGCGAGAUCGCGUUGUCACCGGAGUACAUCAGCUUCAGGGGAACAGUACCGCAGAGAAAGGUGAUAGUAGAUGACGAUGGCUCCAAGGUGUGGACCUACUAUGACCAUGGCCCCCGCAACAUCAGCUGUCCGCUGGUCUGCUUGCCGCCAAUCAGUGGCACCGCGGACGUCUUCUUCAAGCAAAUCCUAACGCUCACAGCCCGGGGCUACAGAGUCAUAUCGCUGGAGUACCCGGUGUACUGGACGAUGCGGGACUGGGUGUGCGGCUUCCGCAAGCUGCUGGACCAUCUGCAGCUGGACAAGGUGCACGUGCUGGGGGCCUCGCUGGGCGGCUUCCUGGCCCAGAAGUUUGCCGAGGCCACCCACACCUGCCCCCGGGUCCAGUCCCUGGUGUUGUGCAACAGCUUCUCCGACACCUCCAUCUUCUCCUACACCGACACCGCCGUACUGUUCUGGCUCUUCCCGUCCAUGGUGCUCAAGCGCAUGGUCAUGGGCAGCUACACUCCCCACGCAGUGGACUCCGACAUCGCCGACUCCAUGGACUUCAUGGUGGAGAAGCUGGACAGCUUGUCCCAGUCUGAACUGGCCUCAAGGCUGACGCUGAAUUGCGUCAACUCCUACGUGGAACCCCAGAAGCUGGAUGGCAUCCCCAUCACCAUCAUUGAUGUGUUUGACAGCAGUGCCCUGAGUCAGCAGGUGAAGGAAGACCUGUACAAGCUCUAUCCUCUUGCCAAGAGAGCCCACCUCAAGCGGGGAGGAAACUUCCCCUACCUCAGCCGCAGCGACGAAGUGUCCAUGCACCUACAGAUCCACCUACGACAGUUCGAAGGGACGCGUCACUCUGCCCGCGAAAGCUCGGACUCUUCGGACGGCGAGCCCAGGCAUCCCUAAGCAGCUGGAUGCGGAACAGCCCUACGCCUGGCGUGCCUUCUUCGAUUGCCCCGUGUGUGCUUAUGUACAAAUGCGACCCGAAUACAGUUUAUUUUGGAGAC